This is a messenger RNA of Anopheles coustani, 749 nucleotides long. It is a transcript of the gene mRpL49, whose product is annotated as large ribosomal subunit protein mL49. The transcript has 2 exons. Bases 1 to 558 code for a protein of 185 amino acids. Lineage: Eukaryota; Metazoa; Arthropoda; Insecta; Diptera; Culicidae. Gene Ontology annotation, biological process: translation. Gene Ontology annotation, cellular component: ribosome; mitochondrial large ribosomal subunit. The record is from RefSeq and is a predicted model, not a curated record. Gene Ontology annotation, molecular function: structural constituent of ribosome.
AUGGCGCUUCGCGUGUUAUGUUGCAAAACAUUGCAAGUCCCAAAAUUAAUUCAAUUUAUUUCGGUUAAUCGUUUUCCAAACCAACUUCAGAAUGGCUCUAAUAUAUCGAUUCGAAACUCUUCGUUCCGGUCAUCGGAGCCGGUCGGUGAUAUCUCCCAGUACCCUGAGGUUGAAGUAGUACGGAAUCCUCCGGAGUGGAAGUACGUCGAGCGGCUGCUAGCCCCACGAACCGUUCCGAAGCCGACCGCAAAGGAAAGCUACCCGUCGGGCUGGAAACCGGCCAACCCUCAGCCGGAUCUGAAGUAUCUCGUGCAGAGAACCAAAAAUCACAUGCUGCCCGUGUAUCUUCGUCGUGCGUACCGUGGCCAGCGUCGGAUCACGGCCGUAAGGCAUGUCGAGGGGGACAUAUGGCUACUGGAGGCCGAGUUGCGCUAUCUGAUCGAGAAGCAGCGAAAUCGGCCCAUCAUCACGCGAGUAAACGAAAUGAGCGGACAGAUCGAGCUGAAAGGCGACCAUGUAGCAUUUGUGGAAAAGUUUUUGUUGGAGAAAGGAAUGUAAACAUUUGGUUAGAAUAUAUGCUAAACGUUAGUGAACAUUAAGCUGAUGUGUGUCAAAUUAGUUCGGAAACGUUCGUUUUCGGGAUGAAACGAUGUAGAUUCAACUUUCUUUUAAAGGUUUUAUUUUAGGAAGGAUCGUUACACCUUUUACCACUGUUUAGCGCGAUGGCCAAGGCCUUUAGUGACACCGUC